AUGGGGUUUCUGCUCUGCUUCUCGCUGCUGGUUUUGCUGGCAGCACCCUACUUGGAAGGUGGGAGCGCACAGAGGCACCGAGCUGUGCGGGCUCAACGCCCCAGAGGAGGCAGCUCUCCCAUGCCCUCAGAGACCACAGCAUCGUUCUGGGUGAGCAUAAGCCCCAAAUUAAUGACCGUGGAGUUGGGGAGUUCAGUGUGGCUCAACUGCAGCAGCAACUGCCCGCUGUUGGAGAGUCCCGUCCUCCAUACUGGACUGAGGCGCGGCCUGACGCUCAGCGGACCCAACUGGGUCUCAUUCCAGCUGCUAGAUGUAAGGACCUGGAGCUCCGACGUGCGCUGCUUCGUCACCUGCGCCAGAGUAACGCGAGGGGCCACAGCCAGGAUCAACACCUACAAAGGGCCUCAGAGCGUGAUCCUGGAGCCUCCGGUCUUAGAGGGCAGGGAGCACACUUUGCGCUGCCACGUGACACACGUGUUCCCCGUGCGCUUCCUGGUGGUGACUCUGCGGCGCAGCGGCCGGGUCAUCUACUCGGAGAGCCUGGAGCGCUUCACAGGCCUGGAUCUGGCCAACGUGACGCUGACAUACGCGUUCCCAGCUAAACCCAAUGACUACGGACAGCUCGUGACCUGCCACGCACAUCUCAAUCUUGACGGCCUGGUGGUCCACGGCAGCUCAGCACCCAUGGCGCUGUCAUUCUUGACUUGGAGCACUAGGUCCAAAGCCUUGGCUUCCACCUGCAUCGCAGCCCUUGUGGGGAUUCUUCUCGCCGUGGGGGCGGCCUGUCUGCGAAAGUACCUACUGAUGCAGUCCCGGGCUUAG
Molecule: messenger RNA, 822 nt
Organism: Artibeus jamaicensis (Jamaican fruit-eating bat)
Lineage: Eukaryota; Metazoa; Chordata; Mammalia; Chiroptera; Phyllostomidae
Gene: ICAM4
Product: intercellular adhesion molecule 4 (Landsteiner-Wiener blood group)
Exons: 3
Coding region: 1-822 (273 amino acids)
Biological process (GO): cell-cell adhesion
Cellular component (GO): membrane
Molecular function (GO): integrin binding
Source: RefSeq, a predicted model, not a curated record